Molecule: messenger RNA, 486 nt
Organism: Racocetra fulgida
Lineage: Eukaryota; Fungi; Glomeromycota; Glomeromycetes; Diversisporales; Gigasporaceae
Source: the annotation of a GenBank genome assembly
AUGUCUCAGUCUGAUCAUCUUGCCGCAGCACCUAAUCCUCAAAACCUCGAUCAAUUCCACUCAAAAUUAAAAUUUCAAUCCCUUGAGAUCAUUAACCAAAUUUUUCCUCGUAAAAUUUUAGAAUUAAAUAAUUUAUCACAAUAUCAAAAAGACGGUUCUGUAACUAACUUCAAAUUUCCUUCUUUGGUUCAAAAUGAUGAUGUAAAAUCCCGUAAACGACGUAGAGAUGAGAUCAAUGAUCAUUCUCAAAUUGUUGAAGACGUAAAAGACGCUAAUGAUGCCUUGUGUGAUGCUAUUCGUACAAAGAAUAGUGAUCGUAUUGAUAACAACGAUAACACAGAUUUCUUGAAUAAUGGAAAUGAUUAUUUUCGUAUCAAGGAGUUACACAAAAUUCUUGAAGAUGAAGUUGCUUGUUUUGCUGGAUAUUGUUGUAAAUUGAGAGCUUGGGUUACUCUUAAAUAUCCAAGGUUCGAUUAUGCUAGAUAA